AUGCAGGUUUCCCUUAGGAUUGGCCUCCUCUUAGCCUUCCUAGCCAGAGGGACUGCUCUGCAAUGUGAAGUUUGCACAGGUCUUGGCCACAACUGUACUGGUGAAGUGGAAACAUGUCCUCCAAAUCAUGAUUUUUGUGCCAUCAGUAUGUUUGAAACUGAACGGGAAGAAAUAAAAGUUCAUGGUCUUGUUAAAAACUGUGUUCCAUCCACUGUCUGUGAAGCUGGUUCUGCUGAUAUUAACUUGGGUAAAAAAGGAAGAUCGCGGACAGGUGUUUUUUGCUGCAAAGGCGAUGCUUGCAAUACAGUUUCUUCUGCCAAACUGCCACUUCUAGAUCUCAGACUCAAUGGUCUGCGGUGCCCAGCGUGCUAUGCUUCAUCUUCUGAGUCAUGCAAUGAUGAUGUAGUUGACUGUGUUGGAUCAGAGUCUCACUGUAUUGAUUUGGUUGGAUAUGUAUACACAGGUGAAACAUCAGAGAAAGUGGCCAUGAAGGGCUGUGCAACUCAGGCGGUCUGUGAUGCUACUGUAGGAGGUGCAGCCACUUUUACUGGGGUCAGCUCAGCUAUCACAAAGCUUGAAUGCAGAGCAGCCAGCAGCAUUGCCAGCCUACCUUCUAGACCUUCUGGACUCUUUCUUUCAGCCAUUUUUGGGCUCUUGGUGAUUCAGCUCUCAUCCUAA
Sceloporus undulatus (fence lizard) is the source of this 678-nucleotide messenger RNA. RefSeq names its product phospholipase A2 inhibitor and Ly6/PLAUR domain-containing protein-like. The record is from RefSeq and is a predicted model, not a curated record. NCBI's taxonomy places the organism in Eukaryota, Metazoa, Chordata, Lepidosauria, Squamata, Phrynosomatidae. Gene Ontology annotation, molecular function: phospholipase inhibitor activity. Gene Ontology annotation, cellular component: extracellular region. The coding region runs from base 1 to 678 and encodes 225 amino acids. The transcript is spliced from 5 exons.